AUGUUUGUAUUCUUCACUGAAAAAAUAUCUUUCCACAUUUUUUUCUUCGAUUUUUGUCUCGUUCUUUUUCUUUUUUUUUCCUUUUUUUUCUUUCUUCUUAUUUUCUUUUUUUCUUUUCUAUUCCAUAUUCGUUCCCUUUUCAUUUUGCUUUUUCUCGUCCUUUUUAAUUCUAAUACACGUUUCAUUUCUUCUCAUUUGAUUUUUCUUCUUCUUCUUCUUCUUCUUCUUCUUCUUCUUCUUCGUCUUUUAUUCUUUCUUAUAUCCGUUUCUUCUGGUCAUUUUCUUUCUAACACACGUUUCAUUUCUUCUCCUUUGAUCACUUCUUCUUUUCGUCUUAUUCUUCUUUCUUUCUUUCUUUCUUUAUUUCUUUCUUUCUUUUUUAUUUAUUUAUUUUAUCCGUUUCUUUUUCUUUCUUGCUUUAUUCUCGUCAUUUUCUUUCUAACACACGUUUAUUUCUCAUUUGAUUUCUGCUUCUUCUUUCUUUCUUUCUUUCUUUUUCAUUUUUUCUUUCUUAUACCCGUUUCUUUUUCUUUCUUGUCUUUUUAUCAUCGUUUUCUUUCUAUCACCCAUUUCAUUUAUUCUGUUUUGCUUUUCUUCUUCUGCUUUCAUAGUUUAUUUUCAUCUUGUCCCCUUCUUUUUCUUUCUCCUUCGCUUUUUCUUUCUCCAUCGCUUCUUAUUUCGUCUCAGUUCAUUUUCUUCACUUUCUUCAAUUUUCAUUCUUGCAUCUUUACCAUCUUUCUUUCCUCUUCUUUAUUCUAUUCUGAAUUUUCUUUUUUUUUAAUUCCCUCUUCUUUUCUUUCACUUUCAUUUCCAACUUUCUUCAUUUUCUUCUUUUCUUUCACUUUCUUUUCCGAUUACGUCUUUCUUGACCUUCCCAACAAGUCUAUUUGA
Acanthosepion pharaonis is the source of this 891-nucleotide messenger RNA. The record is from the annotation of a GenBank genome assembly. NCBI's taxonomy places the organism in Eukaryota, Metazoa, Mollusca, Cephalopoda, Sepiida, Sepiidae.